AUGGCGGACACAGAAGCACUGUCGGGGAAGAAAAAGAAGAAGACUAAGAAAGUUAGUGAAGAAGUCGGGGAGAUCCAGCAGAGUGGAGACUUCUUCAUCCAGCCAGAGUCCAAAGUCCCCUCUUUGGACACGUCGCAGUGGCCUUUGUUACUGAAGAAUUUUGAUAAACUGAAUAUCCGGACUGCUCAUUAUACACCUCUACCAAACGGCAGCAACCCCCUGAAGAGAAACAUCCAGGACUAUGUCAGGACGGGCUUCAUCAACCUGGACAAGCCGGCGAACCCGUCGUCUCACGAGGUGGUGGCAUGGAUCCGGAGGAUCCUACGGGUGGAGAAGACUGGUCACAGCGGCACACUCGACCCCAAGGUCACCGGCUGUCUGAUUGUCUGUGUGGAUCGAGCCACGCGAUUGGUCAAGUCCCAGCAGAGCGCCGGUAAAGAGUAUGUGGGGAUUGUUCGGCUGCACAAUGCCAUAGAGAGCGAACACACGCUGGCCCGGGGGUUGGAGUCGCUGACUGGCGCGCUGUUCCAGCGACCGCCACUGAUCGCCGCCGUGAAGCGGCAACUAAGAGUCCGAACGGUCUACGAGAGCAAAUUGAUUGAAUACGACCCUGAGAGGAGGCUUGGUAUCUUCUGGGUGAGCUGUGAGGCAGGAACCUACAUCCGUACGCUGUGUGUCCACCUGGGGCUGAUGCUCGGGGUUGGCGGUCAGAUGCAGGAGCUGAGGAGAGUCCGGUCUGGCGUGCUGGGAGAGAAGGAUCACAUGGUAACGAUGCACGACGUUCUGGACGCUCAGUGGCAGUUUGAUCACAACAAAGACGAGACAUAUCUGAGGAGAGUCAUCUUUCCUCUGGAGAAGCUGCUGGUGUCCUACAAACGGCUGGUGAUGAAGGACAGCGCUGUGAACGCCAUCUGUUACGGGGCGAAGAUCAUGCUGCCAGGUGUGCUCAGGUACGAAGACGGCAUCGAGAUGAACCAGGACAUUGUAGUGAUAACUACAAAGGGCGAGGCCAUCUGCACAGGCGUCGCUCUGAUGACGACUGCGGUGAUCUCCACGUGUGACCACGGUGUGGUUGCCAAGAUAAAGAGGGUGAUCAUGGAGAGGGACACAUAUCCUCGGAAGUGGGGCCUGGGACCCAAGGCGAGUCAAAAGAAGGUGAUGAUUCAAAAAGGACUCCUCGACAAACACGGGAAACCCAACGGCAGCACGCCGGGCGACUGGAAGAGCCAAUACGUUGACUACAGCAUCUCAAAAGUGACUGAGUCAUGUGACACGUCUACAAAGAGGAAAAGGGAGGCAGACAGCGACGGCGACGCGGCAACCACGGCGACUGCAGAGGACUUGAAGAAAGAGAAGAAGAAGAAGAAAGAGAAGAGGGUGAAACUGGAGGAGCCUGAGGAGGUGGGGGAGGAGCCUGAGGCAGAGGUUGUUGAAAGUGCCAAGAAGAAGAAGAAGAAGAAGAAACAGAAAGACGGCGAGGCGUCAGAGUGACUGACGGUCAGCAGGAAACCGUCUGAGACUCAUCCACCGUCACACCUGUCUGAAUGCAGAGCGUUCUGGGAGUUUUAUAAUGGACUGCAUCAUUGCAGGAAAAGGACACAUUUUGUUUUUUAUAAAUGUUAUUGUUUUUUUUCCAGCUGUAAAUAUCUGAACAGGAAGCCUGUUUGUAAUUUCAAAAUAAAAGUCUUUUGUUAUGUA
Messenger RNA from Cottoperca gobio, 1698 nucleotides. RefSeq names its product dyskeratosis congenita 1, dyskerin (gene dkc1). The record is from RefSeq and is a predicted model, not a curated record. Gene Ontology annotation, cellular component: box H/ACA snoRNP complex. Bases 1 to 1491 code for a protein of 496 amino acids. The transcript is spliced from 15 exons. Lineage: Eukaryota; Metazoa; Chordata; Actinopteri; Perciformes; Bovichtidae. Gene Ontology annotation, molecular function: pseudouridine synthase activity; RNA binding. Gene Ontology annotation, biological process: mRNA pseudouridine synthesis; box H/ACA sno(s)RNA 3'-end processing; rRNA pseudouridine synthesis.